Molecule: messenger RNA, 478 nt
Organism: Lolium rigidum
Lineage: Eukaryota; Viridiplantae; Streptophyta; Magnoliopsida; Poales; Poaceae
Product: anaphase-promoting complex subunit 11
Exons: 1
Coding region: 1-255 (84 amino acids)
Biological process (GO): protein ubiquitination; positive regulation of mitotic metaphase/anaphase transition; anaphase-promoting complex-dependent catabolic process
Cellular component (GO): anaphase-promoting complex; nucleus
Molecular function (GO): cullin family protein binding; zinc ion binding; ubiquitin protein ligase activity
Source: RefSeq, a predicted model, not a curated record
AUGAAGGUUAAGAUUCUUCAGUGGCAUGCGGUGGCUUCUUGGACAUGGGACGCCCAAGAUGAGACAUGUGGCAUAUGCAGGAUGGCAUUUGAUGGCUGCUGCCCUGAUUGUAAGUUCCCUGGUGAUGAUUGCCCACUCAUUUGGGGUGCCUGCAAUCAUGCUUUCCAUCUUCACUGCAUACUCAAGUGGGUGAACUCUCAAACAUCAACCCCCCUUUGCCCCAUGUGCCGUAGAGAGUGGCAGUUCAAGGGCUAAUUGGCAUGUCAAAGUAUGUCAGCACCAGGUGUGUUCUUAGCUCAUAUAAAGCUGGAAUGGGUUUUAAGCUGGAAUGUAGUUAUGUUGUCUUGUAAGGGUUCUGUAGUAGUUUCUGGAAAUCAGGAGGAUCGGCAUCAUUUAAGUCAAACUGUGAGGCCGUGAGCCACAGCUAUUGUGUCUUUCCAAGUUUCUGACCGAGCAAAUGCAAUGAUUAAAUUUGAAA